CCUGUACUGUGUCCGCAGUCUUUGGUCAUCUCCUGUACUAUGUCCGCAGUCUCUGGUCAUCCCCUGUAGUGUGUUCGCAGUCUCUGGUCAUGUCCUGUACUGUGUCCACAGUCUCUGGUCAUCCCCUGUACUGUGUCCGCAGUCUCUGGUCAUCUCCUGUACUGUGUCCGCAGUCUCUGGUCAUCUUCUGUACUGUGUCCGCAGUCUCUGGUCAUCUCCUGUACUGUGUCCGCAGUCUCUGGUCAUCCCCUGUACUGUGUCCGCAGUCUCUGGUCAUCUCCUGUACUGUCUGCAGUCACUGGUCAUCUCCUGUACUGUGUCUGCAGUCUCUGGUCAUCUCCUGUACUAUGUCUGCAGUCUCUGGUCAUCUCCUGUACUGUGUCCGCAGUCUCUGGUCAUCUCCUGUACUAUGUCUGCAGUCUCUGGUCAUGUCCUGUACUGUGUCCGCAGUCUCUGGUCAUCUCCUGUACUGUGUUUGCAAU
This is a messenger RNA of Staurois parvus, 482 nucleotides long. The record is from the annotation of a GenBank genome assembly. NCBI's taxonomy places the organism in Eukaryota, Metazoa, Chordata, Amphibia, Anura, Ranidae.